Coffea arabica (coffee) is the source of this 1520-nucleotide messenger RNA. NCBI's taxonomy places the organism in Eukaryota, Viridiplantae, Streptophyta, Magnoliopsida, Gentianales, Rubiaceae. The record is from RefSeq and is a predicted model, not a curated record.
CCGUCCUCUUAGCGAAGAGCAAAAAGCGUAUGCAGCUGCUGAUGCUCAGUGUUUGCUUGAUAUAUUUAAUGUCUUCCAAGCAAAGGUUGAGAAAGAAGUUGCAGGGAAUUCUUUUCAUAGGUCAUCGAACUUUAACCUUGGGUUGAAGCAGAUUCUUGAGAUUUCUAAUUGUUGUCAGACGGUCCUAAGGAAAAAUGUCUCUGAAGCUUCUAAUGUGAUUCGAGCUACUAUGCCUGAGUUCCCAGGUAGAAUUCCUGCUAUUGAGGCUAAAGCCUCUGAGAAAUCAAGUGGAUUUACCAAAGAAAUGGAUGUCAUCCUCUUGCGUAUUGCUAGAAAAUAUGGUGACAAAAUUUUGUUGAAGGACUCUGACAGGAAACCUAAAAUGUCCAAGAAAGGAAAAAGGUCAUCUGCAGGGAUGACUUACAAAGAAAGACUCGUGCAAAGUGUUGAUGAUUGGCAAGGGGCCCCCCCAUGGGAUCUUUCAGUGGGUGGUGAUGGAUGCCCCAAAUUUCUCUGUGAUGUGAUGGUGGAAGGCUUAGCAAAGCAUUUACGUUGCGUUGGGAUAGAUGCUGCUAUUCCGCAUUCAAAGAAUCCUGGAACUAGGGAUUUGAUAGACCAAGCAAACAAGGAAAAGAGGGUGCUUUUAACUCGGGAUGCGAAGCUUUUGACACAUAACUAUCUGAUAAAACAUCAAAUAUACAUGGUCAAAAGUCUUCUGAAAAAUCAACAGCUACUUGAGGUAAUCGAAACUUUUCAACUGAAAAUUUGUGAGGAUCAGCUAAUGUCAAGGUGCACUAAAUGCAAUGGGAAGUUCAUCCAAAAACCCUUAACAACUGAAGAGGCUGUGGAAGCUGCCAAAGGAUUCCAAGUGAUUCCCAACUGCUUGUUUAACAAGAAUCUAGAGUUUUGGCAGUGUAUGGACUGCAAUCAACUUUACUGGGAGGGAACCCAAUAUCACAAUGCUGUUCAGAAGUUCAUUAACGUGUGCAACCUAAAUGAAUAGCUCAAAGCCAUUUGAUUUGAUGAUCAAACAAAAGGCAACCAUGCUUCUGUCGUGGAGAAAACAAAAGGCAACCAUGAUAAAACGAAAGGCAUUGUGAUUUAAUGAUGGCAGUGCUGUUCAGAAGUUCAUUAACGCGUGCAAACUAAAUGGAUAGCUCAGUGCCAUUUGAUCUGAUGAUCAAACAAAAGGCAACCGUGCUUCUAUAGUGGUGAAAAAAAAUACUGAAUAAAAGUUUUGUUAUCUUCUCUCUGGCUCAAGUUCUAUUGACUUCUUGUUACUUCGUAUGUAAUGGGCCUGCAACCCUCCCUAGAACCCACCCAAAAAAAAAAAAAACUUUUCUGUAGCAGUCCGCCUGUAACAACUUAUUGUAAAAAGUAGCUGUUUGGAUUGUAAAAAGUAGAUGGUGUAAAUGUUUCGGUGUCAUGCACAUCCGUUGAAUGGCUCCAUCACCCUUUACUCUCUUACAAUCUGUAAGUGGGUGUGUGUCCAAAUAAUACUCUCACUAUCAGUCCAACAC